AUGGCGAACACAGAGCCUGUCCACUUUUUCGACAUCAUCUCCACCCUGCCAGGUCCAUUGAAAUCAUGGUCUCCCAACACUUUAAAAGUCCGGACGGUGCUUAACUUCAAGCAAAUCCCGUAUACCCAAAGCUGGAUUUCUUACCCAGACAUCGCACCCUUGAUGAAAGGAUUCGGUCUCGAAGCCUACGAGACCGGAUUUGCAUACACCCUCCCUGCAAUCGUGCACAGUUCCGUCCCCUCGCCUCAAGGCGCAAUGAUGGACUCGCUCCCCAUUGCCGAGCAUCUGGACCGCGUGUUUCCCGAUCGCCCAUUGUUCCCCUCCGGUGACGCCAGCUAUGCGCUUUAUCUGGCCGUCAGUCACCUCGUCAUUGGGGCCAUAGGACCGGGGAUCCGGACCCUGAUCAUUCCACGGGUGCCGGAUCAUCUUGAUCCACGAGGACAGGAGUACUUUGUGCGAACAAGGACCGAGAGCUUCGGGAUGCCGUUGGCGGAGGUGCGGCCUAAGGAGGAGGAAGAGAUUGCGAAGAUUUGGGAGACGAUGGAGAAGGGCUUUCCGCCGCUAAUUCGGGCGUUGAAGGGGCGAGAGGGGAAAAAGGGACCUUUCUUUGAAGGCGAGACGGCUGGGUAUGUAGAUCUGUUUGUGGUGAGCAUUUUCGCGUUUCUGCAUCGGUUCGAUCGUGAACUUUGGGAGAAGGCUAUGGGACAGGGCGAUGGCGAGUUGCGCGCAUUGUGGGAUGCUUGCUUGCCCUGGCUGGAGGGACAGGGUGAGGAAAAGGAGUGGCCGAUUCCGAGUGCUUGA
Molecule: messenger RNA, 801 nt
Organism: Penicillium verhagenii
Lineage: Eukaryota; Fungi; Ascomycota; Eurotiomycetes; Eurotiales; Aspergillaceae
Product: glutathione S-transferase family protein
Exons: 2
Coding region: 1-801 (266 amino acids)
Source: RefSeq, a predicted model, not a curated record